Messenger RNA from Mesitornis unicolor (brown roatelo), 1224 nucleotides. It is a transcript of the gene GEMIN2, whose product is annotated as gem (nuclear organelle) associated protein 2. Gene Ontology annotation, biological process: spliceosomal snRNP assembly. The coding region runs from base 226 to 663 and encodes 145 amino acids. The transcript is spliced from 9 exons. Gene Ontology annotation, cellular component: nucleus; SMN complex. Lineage: Eukaryota; Metazoa; Chordata; Aves; Mesitornithiformes; Mesitornithidae. The record is from RefSeq and is a predicted model, not a curated record.
GCAGCUCGAUGCCCAGAUGUGGUCGUGGCACAAAUAGACCCCAAAAAAUUGAGAAAGAAGCAGACAGUAAACAUUUCAAUUUCCGGAUGUCAGCCUGCUCCUGAAGGAUACUCCCCAACACUCAGGUGGCAGCAGCAGCAAGUGGCCAAUUUCUCAGUCGUUCGUCAGAGCUUGAACAAGCACAGAAAUCACUGGCAGUCACAACAUUUGGACAGCAAUGUCACUAUGCCAAAAUCAGAGGAUGAAGAAGGCUGGAAGAAGUUCUGCCUGGGUGAAAGAGUAUACUCAGAAAUAGAUGCACCAUCUGAUAAUGAAAAUCUAGGAAUUGAUUACAUAAAGGUGGGCUUUCCACCUUUGCUAAGUAUUGUGAGCAGGAUGAACCAGGCAACAGUAACCAGUGUCUUAGAAUACCUGAUAAGCUGGUUUGGAGAGAAAACAUUUACUCCAGAACUGGGUAGAUGGCUCUAUGCACUGUUGGCAUGCCUUGAGAAACCUUUGCUACCUGAAGCUCACUCCCUUAUUCGACAGCUGGCAAGACGAUGCUCAGAAGUCAGAGUACUAGAGGAGAACAGGAAUGAAGAACAGAUAUCGGCUCUGAACUUGCUAAUCUGCUUAGUUAGCAGGUACUUUGAUCAACGUGACUUGGCUGAUGAGCCUUCCUAGACUGUUCUGAGAAUAUCAAGGACUUUGUGUUGCCAUAUUACAAACAGCAUUAUCGGAGUUAACAGCAAGACACAACACUGUUCAGACCUGAAGUACUUACAGCCCUUUCAGAAUACCCUCAAGAUAAUGCAUUGGGGACAGCUAUGGAUAAUGUAAGCUGAGCUUUAGGAUUAUUGUCAAUGUCUCCUGUAUCAUCAUCAUCAAAUGACUGAUGAAGUUCUGGCAUCUCUCAAGCUACUGUCUCUACAUUCUUGGUUAGAAAUUUCUACCAUCUGAGUAAUCCUACGGACACUGCUAUCAGGUGAAGAAAAGGUUACGUUACAAAUUACUGUUCUUUAUCUAACACACACCUAUUGAGGGUUUUUUAAUAAAACAAGUCUUUUAAAGAGUGUUCUUAAACACUGUGGCUUUUCUCAUUCUUCACAGUAUUUAACAGCAGUCUCACUAUAGAAAUCUACACAGCUAGGACUGAAGAGGUUUUUUUCAAGCUUUGGUUCCUGAGCUUAAGCAUUGAUAAACAAUUCAACUACAGCCAGAAAGUUACUGAAACAAUUUUAGUAA